UCCAAAUGACCCCCGAGAAAAUUAUUUUCUUUGCCUAGAAAAUCUCUCUCUCGUGGAUGAACCAGUUCAUAUUUAUAUACAUUCACGUGCGUUCCUUCGUCAACCUUGAUUUGUCGGUCAAUCUUUACUCACACAAAGCAAAUAAAUUAUAUCCCCUGGUUAGGGUUCUUCUCAAGAGUUCUUCUGUAUUCACAGAAUUUGUUGAAUUUUUGAGAUAUUGAAUAGGUUCAUCAGUUGAAGUUGAUUGUCUUUUAACAUGGAACUCGCUUUGAGUCUAGGCGAUGCUUCGAAGCCGUUUCCAUCGUUUCUUGACAAGUCUGGAGCGACAAUCUCGAGGAAAGAUCUAGGAUUUUGUAUGGGUUUAAAGAUCAAAGGAGAUGAUGAAGAUGAAGAUCAUGAUCCUGAUCUUCCGGUUCAGCUUGAUCUUCUUCCUUUCUCUCCGGUUCCUCGUAAUCAUCCUCCUCCUCCUUCGAAGCUUCGCCUUCCAUGGCUGAGAGAAAAUGAAACAGACGGGAUGGGAAGUGGGUUGGACGUGAACCGGUUUCCGAUGGCCGUGUCAGUGGAGGAGAAGGAAGCAGAGGAGGGGACGACGGCGCUGUCAUCACCAAACAGUACGGUGUCGUCUUUUCAGAUGGAUUUUUGUAUUGGAAACAGUAGAAGCAACAAGAGGGAUAUGAAAAUGGUCGAAACUCACCAUCAAAAUGAGCGAGCGAGUUCAAGAGUGAGCGACGAUGAUGAGAACGGGCUAACUCGGAAGAAACUCAGACUCUCUAAAGAACAAUCAGCUUUUCUUGAAGAAAGCUUCAAAGAACACAACACUCUUAAUCCCAAACAAAAGCUUACUUUAGCAAGACAGUUGAAUCUUCGUCCUCGCCAAGUAGAAGUUUGGUUUCAGAACAGAAGAGCAAGGACAAAGCUGAAGCAGACGGAGGUAGAUUGUGAGUAUUUAAAGAGAUGUUGUGAAGCAUUGACAGAAGAAAACAAGAGAUUACAAAAAGAGCUUCAAGAAUUGAGAGCUUUAAAGUCUUCUCAACCUUUUUACAUGCAACUUCCGGCCACCACUCUCACAAUGUGCCCUUCUUGUGAGCGAGUAGUCUCCGCGACAACCGCCACCACUGUCACUGCCACUGCAGCUGUGGCUGCUUCCACCAAUGGCAAGGAUAACUCUGUCGCCUUACAAUUAGGUAAUAACCCUGCUAGGUUAAACCCAUUUUCUCAAGCUCAGCAAUCAGCUACAUGAAAUCAAUGUUGAAAAUUUUAAAAAUAUAUUUAUAUAUGUAAGGCUAAAAAGGUUUAUAUAUUAUGUCUACAAUCCUUUUUCCAUUUGUAAAUUUUUUCGCUUGAAGAUUUUCUAUAUUUU
Molecule: messenger RNA, 1360 nt
Organism: Mangifera indica (mango)
Lineage: Eukaryota; Viridiplantae; Streptophyta; Magnoliopsida; Sapindales; Anacardiaceae
Product: homeobox-leucine zipper protein HOX11-like
Exons: 4
Coding region: 257-1240 (327 amino acids)
Biological process (GO): regulation of DNA-templated transcription
Cellular component (GO): nucleus
Molecular function (GO): sequence-specific DNA binding; DNA-binding transcription factor activity, RNA polymerase II-specific
Source: RefSeq, a predicted model, not a curated record